AUGUUGGCUACUGUCUUGACUCCACUGAGGUUGAUUUUUUCGAAGUUUGUUGAGAGCUACUACUCAAUUGCAAUGAGGAAGCAUGACAUGGUGCCUGACCAUAGCUUUUUUGAGGGAUUAGUGGCAUGUGUAGCUGCCAUUGCACCAAAGGAUCAUUACAAGAAUCUGGAGGAAGGUAGCAUCGUUCUUAAGAAGUCAAAAACAUUCAGCUUUUGUGAAGAAGGUGUGCAUUUUGAAGGUGAAUGUACUCCAGUAAAGAGUGACAUUGUUAUCUUCGGAACCGGAUUCAACGGUGAUCAAAAGAUCAAGGACAUGUUCACAUCAGAAUACUUUCGGAGCAUAGUCGUUGGCUCAACAUCAACGACCGUGCCACUUUAUAGGGAGUGCAUCCAUCCAAAGAUUCCACAGCUCGCGGUCAUCGGCUAUUCCGAGAGCUUGACAAAUAUCUAUACAACAGAGCUUAUGUCCAAGUGGAUAUCACAUUUUAUGGAUGGUGGUUUCAGAUUGCCAGGUGUCAGAGAAAUGCAGAGGGAUGUCCUUGAAUGGGAGAAGUUCAUGAAGCGCUACUCUCGAGACUAUUUCCGUAGGUCAUGUGUUGGAAUUGUUCAUAUAUGGUACAAUGAUCAACUAUGCCAGGACAUGGGAUGCAACCCAAGAAGGAAGAAGGGUUUUUUCUCUGAAUUAUUUGAGCCUUAUGGUCCUUGUGAUUAUGUUAAUCUUCACCCCAAGUAA
Triticum turgidum subsp. durum (durum wheat) is the source of this 732-nucleotide messenger RNA. NCBI's taxonomy places the organism in Eukaryota, Viridiplantae, Streptophyta, Magnoliopsida, Poales, Poaceae. The record is from the annotation of a GenBank genome assembly.